ACACAGUUCUCCAAACAGCCACUGGUUUAUCUCCUUUAGCUAGUCCAAAGGGUACUUUUCUCUCAACAAACUUCAGUUCUUUUUUUUGCCUAUAAAUUCAGCCUUAGCUUCAAACUCCUGGCAUCAUCUUCAAAACAUUAAAUCAACUAGCAUCAAAAGGAUCAGAGAAGCAAAAGCAGGAUUCAUCUAUUAAAAACGAAAGAGCAAAUAUAGAGGUUCGAUUAUAUUAAUUUAAGAAGAAAACCAUGAGUUCAAGCAAGAAAGCGUGGAUAGUAGCAGCGAGUGUUGGAGUAGUGGAAGCUUUAAAAGAUCAAGGUUUCUGUAGAUGGAAUUACCCUUUGAGGUUCUUCGCUCAACGCACAAAGAAUAAUAUGAGAUCUUACUCUCAAGCUAAGAAGCUUUCUACUUCUUCUUCCUCCUCCCUGAUUGCAAGGAGCGACAAGGCAAAACAAUCUGAAGAAUCUUUGAGGAAAGUUAUGUACUUGAGCUGUUGGGGUCCUAACUAAUCUUUUUUUUCCCAGAAACAUAAUUGUUAGAAACAUAACAAAAAUGUAGGGCUAUGAUUGUAAAUAGAAUUUUAUGGAUGAUUUAUAAGUAAAACUAUAGAAUUCUGUUGAUACGUUGAUAAA
This is a messenger RNA of Nicotiana tabacum (common tobacco), 629 nucleotides long. The record is from RefSeq and is a predicted model, not a curated record. Lineage: Eukaryota; Viridiplantae; Streptophyta; Magnoliopsida; Solanales; Solanaceae.